GUAGCUCCUGCCGGUCGUUGUUGAACUUGGUGUUGUUGGUGCAGAAUAAGCUGUUACAGCAUGUUGUAACACAGACGGAUCUGUCAAGCGCUCAGCUUGCGCAAGAUUCACCAGUGCGUUCAGCCACUACUCUGUAAAAUAGCUACUUUUUACUUUAGUUUCUCGGCUUUUGUGCAGAAAUAAUGGAUAUAUGCUGGCUGUGUGUGAUUCUCGCUGGGAUCGCAGUUUAUUUACUAACGCAGUUUAUACGCUUCAUCUUCGCCGACGCUGAUCUAACUUUAUUAUGGGCGGCCAGGUUCGGCAACAAACCAGAGCGCUCCUCUCUAAAGGCUGAGGAUAUUCUUGUUCUUCCACUUGAUUUGUUGGACCGUGCAUCACAUCAAGAAAAAACUGCUACAGCUCUGAAGCACUUUGGUGAUAUAGACGUGUUGAUAAACAACGGAGGCCGGACGCAGCGUUCUCUGUGCAUAGAGGCUGAUGUGGAUGUGUACCAGGCGCUUAUGGAGCUCAACUACCUUGGCACCGUAUCUGUCACCAAGCAGGUGCUGCCCCACAUGAUCCGCCGUGGUAGUGGUAUCAUAGCAACCGUCAGCAGCGUUGCAGGCUUUGUAGGGGUGCCCCUGGCAACAGGCUAUGCUGCGAGCAAGCAUGCGGUGCAGGGGUUCUUUAACUCUCUGAGAACAGAACUCGCUGAUUAUCCAAACAUCACCAUCAGUACCAUCUGCCCCGGACCAGUAAUAUCUACCAUCGUUCAGAACGCGUUCACAGAGGAGCUUGGCAAGCCUGUGGAUACAGCUGGUGAUCAGACCCAUAAGAUGUCCACAGAGCGCUGCGUUCACCUCACCCUGAUAGGUCUGGCCAACCAUGUGAAAGAGAUGUGGAUCGCUGAGCAGCCCUUUCUACUCUUCUGCUACUUGUGGCAGUACACUCCCACUCUGGCCUGGUACUUGACUAAUGUUCUUGGUAAAAAACGUGUGCAGAACUUCAAAGCUGGACUGGAUGCAGAUUCUGCAUACUUCAGCAAGCCAAAAGUCAAGACAACUUGAAAAUCUCAUUUCAAGAAACACCGAUUUGUGAAUUUCUUACCAGAAGGAACCGAGAAAGUCACACUAUUUCACUACGCCAUCAAAUAAAUAUAUAAAACCUUAUAUUUUGCACGCUGUAUCAAUAAGACAAAUGGCAAAUCUUUAAAAAAUGGCUAUGCAGUUGAUUUAUGUAUUCUUUGUGUUUACUGUAUUUAAAUGUCCAUUAGUUGUAAAUGGGAAUUAAUAUUCUAUAAUAAUAAACAUUUUAAGUUUGUGUGAACAAAAAAGAC
This is a messenger RNA of Sinocyclocheilus rhinocerous, 1315 nucleotides long. RefSeq names its product dehydrogenase/reductase SDR family member 7-like. The record is from RefSeq and is a predicted model, not a curated record. Lineage: Eukaryota; Metazoa; Chordata; Actinopteri; Cypriniformes; Cyprinidae. The transcript is spliced from 6 exons. Gene Ontology annotation, molecular function: oxidoreductase activity. The coding region runs from base 183 to 1046 and encodes 287 amino acids.